This is a messenger RNA of Mercurialis annua (annual mercury), 1026 nucleotides long. Its product is annotated as suppressor of disruption of TFIIS-like. The record is from RefSeq and is a predicted model, not a curated record. The transcript is spliced from 8 exons. Bases 106 to 930 code for a protein of 274 amino acids. NCBI's taxonomy places the organism in Eukaryota, Viridiplantae, Streptophyta, Magnoliopsida, Malpighiales, Euphorbiaceae.
AUAUUAAUCCACCUAUAAUUCUGUCUGUUGCAUCUCUUUAAUAAUUAUUUUCAUUUUCUUUCAUAAUUUCUUCUUUGGUUCUUGAAAAAUCACUACAAUUUGAUCAUGGCAUUUGAAGAUCAGUAUCAACAAUCCAUAGUUUCAAAAUAUGACACUCUUAUCUUUGAUGUUGAUGAUACCCUUUAUCCUUUAAGUACUGGUUUCUCCAAACAAUGUACAAUCAAUAUUCAAGAAUAUAUGAUUCAGAAGCUUGGAAUACAAGAAAAUAAAGUUUCUGCAUUAAAUCAAGAGUUGUACAAGAAUUAUGGAACUUCAAUGGCAGGUCUCAAGGCUAUUGGCUAUGAUUUUGACAAUGAUGACUAUCACAGCUAUGUUCAUGGGAGAUUGCCUUAUGAUAAUCUAAAGACUGACCAUGUUCUAAGGAGUCUUCUGCUUAGCUUACCGAUCCGUAAAGUUAUUUUCUCAAAUGCUGAUGAAAUCCACGUGGCAAAGAUCCUAAGAAGGCUUGGAUUAGAAGACUGUUUUGAGAGAAUUAUAAGCUUUGAAUCUAUUAAUCCUAAUCAUAAAACCACUAAUUGCAAUGUUAAAUUUGCAAGUGAGAAUUUAAAUCUUGAUAAUUUGGUGCUUCCCAAGUCUCCAAUAAUUUGUAAACCAUUUGAAGAUGCUUUUGAGAUGGCUUUCAAAUUAGCUAACAUCAAUCCUCAAACAACAGUGUUUUUUGAUGAUAGUAUCCGAAAUAUACAGGGAGGAAAACGAAUGGGACUCAAGACAGUGUUGGUGGGCGGUUCGAACCGAAUUGGUGGAGCAGAUUAUGCUCUAGAAAGCAUUCACAAUAUCAAAGAAGCAUUGCCAGAACUUUGGGAAGCAAAUGAAAACAAUUCAGAAACAAUAAAGUACAAAGAAAAUGUGGCUAUAGAGACUUAUGCCUAAUUUAAGAUUGUCUAUGUAAUUAAAUGUUUUAAGGGGAAUUUUUUUUUAUCCCUAUGUGUGGUCAUUAAUAAUAGCAUUCUCAAUAAUUUUUUUUUA